GUACCCUUUUACUCCGGAAGAACUUUGUUAUUGUUAUGAAUAAGGGGAUGAUAAAAACAAAAUCAUGGGUCCACUGAAAUCAACUAACUUUCAUUGAUUACUGGAUGAUAGGCUGAUUGGCCUCAUUAUGAACUUUGAGGGUCUUGAUCAAGGGAUGGGCGAAUAUACGUCUUCCCUGCAUGGGAGCAUGGAGCCGGGUAUGGAGCCAUCCAUGGAUCCGCGACUCAAUCCCAGUUUACUGCAAGGUGUGGAGCUCGAUUCAGAUGGACUUGCAGUGACAGGACCUGAGUCUGUACAUAUGCUAGAAGGAAUGUUCUCUGAGCUGCACAGUGUGGCUGCAGAGGUGGGUAUUCCCGUCACUGCUACUCAUUUCGACCUGCAAGAGGAGCUGCUUUGGAUGGGAAACCACAGGGGACAUGCUAGCUCCUUUUUUGGUCCCACCAUGGGUCGCUACUCUUCUAUCCAAGUGCACUCAACUGAUGACAUAAGACACAUUCAGAGCAUAGAGACAGGGGUGCUAUUCCUUUCCAAGGGGAACCUCAAGUGCCUAACCCGAGGCGGCCUUGUCAUGUUUGACUACCCAAUGGAGGAGGGAGCUGAUAUGCACGAUUUGCUCAUGACUGAUAAUAACACAUUGAUCAUGGGUGGACUGCAAAACUAUGUUAUCGAAGUUGACCUAAAUACCGUGCAAGAGACUCAGAGGUUCACCGUAGAGGAACCCGGGCUGGCUAUCAUGCGCCAGUCUAAUCGUUUCUUUUUCUGCGGCCAUACAUCCGGGAAGGUUACCCUUCGUGACGUGCGCACCUUCCAGCUGGAACAAGAGUUUGAUGCCUUCUCUGGGAGCCUGUCAGACUUUGACGUCCAUGGCAACCUCCUGGCUGCAUGCGGGUUCUCUAGUCGUGGGAUGAAUGGGCUGGCGUGUGAUCGUUUUCUAAUGGUCUAUGACCUCCGCAUGAUGCGCGCUGUGACUCCACUGCAGGUUCAUGUGGAUCCCCUCUUUCUUCGCUUCAUUCCCACAUACACAUCACGCCUGGCCAUCAUCUCACAGACAGGUCAGUGCCAGUUCUGUGAGCCUACUGGGCUAGCCAACCUGGCUGAUGUUUUUCACGUCAACACUGUGGGCCAGUUGCUCAUGAGCUUUGACGUGUCGUCUAGCAAGCAGGCCUUAGCCUUCGGCGAUUCUGGGGGCGGUGUCCACCUGUGGUCUGAUGCCCCAGAGGUUUCCUUCAAUGACUACUCCAGGGACACUGAAUUUGCCCUGCCAUGCCUAGUGGACUCCUUACCUCAGCUUGACUGGAGCCAUGACUUGCUGCCCUUGUCACUCAUUCCUAUGCCCCUGACCAGCUCAGAACAAUUGCUUUCUGACUGGCCUACCCCUCUGGCUACCCCUAGCCCAAGACGAUCACCUGCCGUGGAUCCAGAAAUUCUGCGUACAAUUAAAACAGUUGGUUUCAUUGGUUAUGCUGCCAAUCCUCGCACCCGCCCCAGGAACCAGGUUCCUUAUAAGAUUAAAGAGGUGGAACUGGACUAUGAUAAUUACAAUCAGGUUCCUGAAUCGCCUAUAGGCCGUGACGAAGAGCCACACCUCUACAUGGUACCAAAGAAGUUCAGGAAGGUAACCAUCAAAUACUCAAAACUUGGGCUUGAGGACUUUGACUUUAAACAUUACAACAGGACCUUGUUUGCUGGCCUGGAGCCUCACAUUCCCAAUGCCUACUGCAACUGCAUGAUCCAGGUAUUGUAUUUCCUGGAGCCAAUCCGCUGCCUGGUCCAGAAUCACCUCUGCCAGAAGGAGUUCUGUUUGGCAUGUGAGCUUGGCUUCCUCUUCCAUAUGCUGGACCUGUCGAGGGGAGACCCCUGCCAGGCCAGUAACUUUCUGCGAGCCUUUCGUACCAUCCCGGAGGCGUCUGCCCUGGGCCUGAUCCUUGCCGACUCAGACGAGCAGACAGGGAAGGCCAGAUUGGGGCGUCUCAUUCAGAGCUGGAACCGCUUUAUCCUCACCCAGCUCCACCAGGAGACCCAGGAACAAGAGGGCCCACAGGCAUACAGAGGGGCCAGUAGCAGUGCCCUGGGAUCCUCGGGCGAGUCUGUGAUUGGACGGCUGUUUGGGUGUGAGGUUGAGAACAGCAGCUUGUGUCGUUGUGGCAAGGAGACAGUGCGCUCAUCCCUGACCCUGCUCUUAACCAUGCACUACCCUGAACAGAGUUCGCUCGAUAAGACAAUCAAGGAGUAUGAUUUUGCUGAGAUCCUGAAGAAGAGCAUAUGUCUGGAGCAGAGCACUCAGGCAUGGUGUGAGAAUUGUGAGAAGUAUCAGCCCACAGUGCAGACCCGUAACAUCCGUUGUCUCCCAGAUGUACUGGUCAUUAACUGUGAGGUGAACAGUGUGAAGGAGGCGGAGUUCUGGAAGGCUCAGGCAGAGUAUGCUUUCAAUAAGGCAAUAGAAAAAGAGGCAAAUGAGCCCCCAAAGCCUAAGGAACCUCCCCCACCCAUCCCCACGGAGUGGUGCUUAGAGGAAGAGUUAUGUAACGUGGAGGGAUUGACCUUUGACACGAGAGUGGAGGACCUGCGGCAUGUCUGGAUCCCCCUUACCCUGAAGAUGUCCAUCAGCAAGAGCCAAGGGCUGGAGGUCAGCAGUUGGCCGGAAGCCGAAGAGCUGAGUUCUGCUGAGGAGGCUGAGGGGGUGUCUCUCUAUGACCUGGUGGUCACUGUGCCUCAUGUCCUGGAUGCUCGCACCGGAGGUAACUUGGUAGCACACAUCAAAGUAGGAGAGACCUACCACCAGAGAAAAGAGGGUGUCACACACCAACAGUGGUACCUGUUCAAUGACUUCCUGAUUGAGCCGAUUGACAAGGCUGAAGCAGCUCAAUUUGAUGUGAACUGGAAAGUGCCAGCCAUCCUCUACUAUGCUAAGAGGAACUACCACUCUAAAUAUGACCUCCGUAUUAAGAACCCCAUAGAGGCCAGCGUGCUGCUCACAGAGGCUUCUUUGGCACGGAAACAGAGGAAGAGUCAUGCUACUUUCAUCCCUCUAAUGGUCAGUGAGAUGCCCCAGGCUGGAGACUUGGUGGGGCUGGAUGCUGAAUUUGUCACACUCAACCAGGAGGAGGCAGAGCUGCGCAGCGAUGGCACAAAGUCCACUAUCAAGCCCAGUCAGAUGUCUGUGGCUAGGAUCACAUGUGUGCGUGGCCAGGGUCCCAACGAGGGGGUACCCUUCAUUGAUGACUACAUCUCCACUCAGGAGCAGGUGGUGGACUAUCUGACGCAGUAUUCAGGCAUCAAACCAGGGGACCUGGAUGCGAAAAUUUCCUCCAAGCACUUGACCACUCUAAAAUCAACGUACCUAAAGCUGCGCUUCCUCAUUGACACCGGAGUGCGCUUUGUUGGGCACGGCUUACAGAAGGACUUCCGUGUUAUCAAUUUACUGGUGCUGAAAGACCAGGUGGUUGACACUGUUUACCUCUUCCAUAUGCCCCGGAAGAGGAUGAUCUCCCUGCGUUUCCUUGCCUGGUACUUUCUGGACCUCAACAUCCAGGGUGAGACUCAUGACAGCAUUGAGGAUGCUCGCACCGCCUUGCAGCUUUACAGGAAGUAUCUGGAGCUAAGUCGUGGAGGCGGUAAUGAUGAAGUACGGAAGGUGCUAAAGGGACUGUACGAGAAAGGCCGCAAGCUUGACUGGAAAGUCCCGGACUGUGACACUGGAGAUGGUCAAGGUAGCCCAAAAAGUAAUGCUGUCUUUCCCUCUGUGAUGGGGCUGUGAGCAGUGCUUGAAGACAUCCAAGGGAUCAAGAAAUUCAAGUCAAUUGUAUUUCCCCGUCGUCCAGUGACUCGUUUCUGAAACCGUUUUCACACGUGGUUGUCCUGCUUGCCUGAACAUCAUAUCAUUCCUGAGUUUCUAACAUUAUUGAAACAAACACUGAACAGUGUUGAUUUGCAAUUGUAUGGUUUUAUUUGUCCUUUAUAAUUUGUUUUGUAAAGAGUGUAGUUGAACAUGAUGCUGUCAUAUGGGCAAAAACAUGCAUUUGUAUAUGGAGUGUCUGGUGCAUUUUUUUAUCCAUAAGGUGUAAUAAAUGUCUGCAAUACCUGAA
This is a messenger RNA of Hypomesus transpacificus, 4085 nucleotides long. It is a transcript of the gene pan2, whose product is annotated as poly(A) specific ribonuclease subunit PAN2. Bases 128 to 3757 code for a protein of 1209 amino acids. The transcript is spliced from 26 exons. Lineage: Eukaryota; Metazoa; Chordata; Actinopteri; Osmeriformes; Osmeridae. Gene Ontology annotation, biological process: nuclear-transcribed mRNA poly(A) tail shortening; mRNA processing. The record is from RefSeq and is a predicted model, not a curated record. Gene Ontology annotation, cellular component: P-body; PAN complex. Gene Ontology annotation, molecular function: poly(A)-specific ribonuclease activity; nucleic acid binding; protein binding.